Messenger RNA from Corythoichthys intestinalis (scribbled pipefish), 2498 nucleotides. RefSeq names its product collagen alpha-1(I) chain-like. Bases 512 to 2488 code for a protein of 658 amino acids. The record is from RefSeq and is a predicted model, not a curated record. NCBI's taxonomy places the organism in Eukaryota, Metazoa, Chordata, Actinopteri, Syngnathiformes, Syngnathidae. The transcript is spliced from 28 exons.
ACUUGAUUCAUUGCGUCAAUAAAGUUUGAACACGCAACAUGUCGUGUUUUUGAAGUGGAAUUGUUUCCAACAUUUUUUUGUUGUUGAAUAUUUGAAUGUUAAUAAAAUUUCAAACAAAGCAGAAAUCCGUGUAUAAACAUUUAUUGAUGGUGAAUUGCUACCUCCUGCAGGUGAAAGCGGGAACUACGCACUCUUCUUGGUUGGCUGCCAGUUUUUCCAGUAAAAGCCAGGGAAUGUUGGACAAGAGUGUCACACCAGUGGAGGUUCAAAGGUUCAACAAUGAGGAAGUACAAAAUCUCAGGAUUAAUUGAAAUGAGCUCCUAUUAAUUGCUCUGCCGAAGCCCAACUCUACCUCAGGUAUUUCUCACCCUGUUGAGAAGAAACCGAACCCGAGCGCUCCUGCAAAAAAGACAGAAUCUCCAGCGUCCAGUCCAGGAGGGCGACCGUCCCAGGGGAAUCAUGCAGUGAGGACCAGUGACUGCUUUUCUUUUUGUCGUUUUCUACCUGAACCAUGGGAGCCUCCGUUGACAAGGCAUCUUCACCCCGGAUGCUUUUUGUUCUGUUGCUGUGCAUCAUCGGCGCUCUCUCUCAAGAGGAAUAUUCCGGAAACCACUCAGGUGAGGAUCAGACCUUCGAGGGCUCCAUCCCGGACCGCUACGACCACUUGAGGCCGCCGCAGCCAGAGUCUUCUAAUGGUUACGACGAGGAGGAUGAGUACGACCCGUACGGGCCCGCCCCCACCCAAGUCACUAUGAUCACCGAGGACGCCUUCCCCUACGUCACCGCCACCGAGUCGCACUACGCCAAGGAGGACAAGCCAGGUCGGAGGAGGGUCCCCAUCAAGCACCAGGGACCGGAUACGGGUUCGUCGGAGGAGUCUGGCGGCGACGCGGCCCUCGGCGAGGAGGGCCCCACCGAGUGCGACUGCGAACCCGGCGAGCCAGGAUUUGCCGGUUUUGCCGGACCGAAGGGCUUGCGAGGCCUUCCCGGUAAACAUGGUGCACCGGGACACCAAGGCAGAGAGGGUUAUAAAGGAACUAAAGGAGUUCAGGGACGAAGAGGAGAUCCCGGACCAGUGGGUGAUCCUGGACCAGAAGGUGAAGAUGGAGGUUCAGGUUUCUCUGGAGGAAUGGGAGAACCAGGACUUAUGGGAUCACGCGGUGAGCCCGGAGUGCCGGGUCUGAAGGGCGACUUCGGCAUGGAGGGACCGCGUGGAGGAGUCGGGCUGCCCGGUAACACUGGUUCUCGCGGAGACGCGGGCACCCCAGGAUCAAGGGGAGGUAAAGGUCCCAAGGGAUCUGUGGGCGAAGAAGGCAAAGUUGGAGUUCAAGGACCUGAAGGACGCAAGGGUCAAACUGGAGCACCCGGAUUUUCAGGAGAUGUUGGCGAAAGAGGCUACACAGGUUAUCCAGGCCAGACUGGAGGUCACGGACCAGUUGGACCGAAGGGCUCCAAAGGUAUCGGUGGCAUACCAGGCAGUGAUGGUGACCCUGGAGAAGAUGGUCCAAUAGGUGUCCCGGGGCUGAUGGGAGAGCCGGGUUCCUUCGGGGCUAAGGGCAGCAAAGGCGACCGUGGCGUGAGAGGGCCUCGAGGCCGAGUGGGCGCUGUGGGCCCCAGUGGAGAGCCAGGAGAUGCUGGCAUACAUGGAAAGCUAGGACCAAAAGGUCUGCAGGGACCAAUUGGACCCAAAGGCGAAACUGGACCGGACGGCGAAUUGGGUACAAAGGGAAGGAAGGGACAGAAGGGUCAAAAAGGACAAAAGGAAGCAACUGGCGAUCGUGGAGAUAAAGGACAGCGUGGUCCAAAAGGCGGGGUCGGUCGGCCGGGAGAAUCUGGCCCCGAGGGUCCUCCCGGCCUUCCGGGGCCCCGAGGGGCUCGCGGCCCUCUCGGAGACCCGGGGGUCAAAGGUCAAGCUGGGCCCAGAGGAGUUCAAGGUCCCAUGGGUCCCGGGCUGUCGGACGAACAGGUGCUGCAGUUGUGUCGCAGCGUCGUCACUGCUCAGCUGUCGCAGUACGCCUCCUCCAUUAGGAGUAAAUGCUUGCAAGGCUGCCCAGUCAACAACCGCACGCUCAUCGGACCCCCUGGAGCCAAAGGACCCCUGGGACCGCCCGGAAAAUCUGGCAAAGCGGGAAAAGCCGGAUCCAAGGGAGCCCGUGGUGUUCAGGGCGAUCGAGGCCUGGAAGGAGAAAAGGGAGCGCAGGGUGAACGAGGCAAAAAAGGUCCAAAAGGAAUAACAGGCGAUCAAGGAACAGGUUUCCCGGGACUUGAUGGACCACAAGGGGUCCCUGGAUUCCCGGGCGAGCCCGGCGUUGCCAAAAACGGCAUGGAAGGUCCGCGCGGCCCACGCGGGUUCCCGGGUCCGGUGGGCAUCACCGGAAUGCUGGGAAUCGCCGGCGUUCCGGGUUUCUGCGAGGCCCGGGAUUGCAGCAUUCACGCUCCGGUCAUGCGAAAAGAGCAGGGUCUUGUCAAGGGUCCCCACAGCUCCUAAACCUGAAAUU